ACGGUUGGAUGUCGGAUCGGCCAGAUUUUUUUUUAAUAAUUUGAAUCGUCAUCCUUUGGGGAAGUGAUACCGGGAAAUGUUCCAAGUGGGUACUUGACAAAAGUGAAAGUGUAAUCAUAGUGCUUCACCCCUUGUUUUCGAUGAGGGGGUGCCAAAGCGACACUUGAUCGCAUAAGUACGGCACUAGAAGCGGACAAGUGCGAAAUCAAUCGAAGGAGACCGUGGAGUGAUCAAUCAAACUGGAAGAGUUGAGCUAGAUUUUGGUGCCUACUAAGAUUGGAUAGAGGACUGGGAAAGGAUAUUCCUUAUUGAAGCAAAGACAAGAUGCUUCAACAAGGAUAUUACGAUGUGGUGCAGGCGCAUUCCGAAGUGUCGUCGGGUAGUGAAUCCAACAACAACACACCGUUCUCGGUGAAGGACAUACUCAACCUGGUGGAUCAAAACGCUGCUGCCGCGGCAGCUGCUGCAGCAGAGGCAGACUAUCUCGGAUGUUCGAUGGAAAACCCGUCAACGUCGCAUCUAAACUUAUCAUACCCAAGUUAUGACUCUGCCUACCCGCCGCACAAUGAUCCGUACCAGAUGAUACCGCAUGGCUACAUACCCGCUGCACAUCCCCACCACGAUUAUACUAACUACAGCCCGUCACCCAGCACCUGUUACGACUACAAUACGUCUACUGCUCCCCCUCCGCACUAUCACCAUCACUCGUUACCAUCCUACAGCGCUUAUCAUCAUCACGCCCAAUCCCCUAUGAUCACUGGUGCUUCUGGGGCUAUGAGCUCCGGCAGCAGCCAUUCAGAUCUGGAACUGUCCUUAGGAGUGGUUGUCGAUUCGAAAGACUGCAGCUUCCACAUCGAAGAUGUCCGGUCAACAAACCCAGCGGCUAUCAGUGGACUGGAACUGGAACACAAUUCAACGAACACGGAUUCACCCCUGAACGAUGUAACCCAAAGCAGUCCUCAACCACCUGCGCUCAAGAUUAAAGACGAUACAGGCUUUCGAAGCACACAAAGCAGUUCAAGUCGUGUCACUUCUGAGCACGUUCAAGAAUUGGACAGUCUAUGCCAAAUGAGUGUCAAUGACGAGAAAUUGACACCUAAAGAAUGCAGCACCCAGCUGGUAACAUCGUCCCGCAGUGAACUUCGCAAAAAUGGGAAGCUCAGAGCGAAACGGAAACCACGCAUACUGUUCACGCAAGGACAAGUGCUAGAGUUGGAGCGAAGGUUCCGUCAACAGCGGUACCUCUCGGCACCGGAACGGGAAACCCUCGCCGGAAUAUUGAAGCUUACGCCGACACAAGUGAAAAUUUGGUUCCAGAAUCGACGCUACAAGUCCAAGCGCAUUCAAAUUGAGAAUGCAACCGCCGCGAAGGAAGUCGUCAGCAAGGAAGCCGAAAAGGGCAAGAAUAUGUCGGCUGAAUUUAUCGAAGAUUCGGUAGGAAGUUAUUCGAACGGAUAUUCCAUAGGUUCUGUUGCAGCAGUUGCAGCUCCACCACCUCCGCCGCCGCCAUAUCCUGCCUACGGAAUACAGUAUGGGAGUGACCAGUAUGGGGCGCCGCCAAAUCCGUACUAUGAUCAGAAAGGCUAUUGGUAGGGGCAGAUAUUAGUUUUAAAUGGUGUACAGAAAUGGUUCGAAUGAUUACCAAAGUGCUAAGGUGGAGACAGCAGAGGCAUAAACUCUUCGUAGGUUGUAAGUCCAAUGUAGAUAGACAAGACAAUAAACAUAAAGCUUAAUUCAU
Armigeres subalbatus is the source of this 1738-nucleotide messenger RNA. Its product is annotated as muscle-specific homeobox protein tinman. Lineage: Eukaryota; Metazoa; Arthropoda; Insecta; Diptera; Culicidae. Gene Ontology annotation, biological process: regulation of transcription by RNA polymerase II; cell differentiation. Bases 325 to 1593 code for a protein of 422 amino acids. The record is from RefSeq and is a predicted model, not a curated record. The transcript is spliced from 3 exons. Gene Ontology annotation, cellular component: nucleus. Gene Ontology annotation, molecular function: RNA polymerase II cis-regulatory region sequence-specific DNA binding; DNA-binding transcription factor activity, RNA polymerase II-specific.